AGUCAUUAUGAGGCACUCUUGACAAGAUAUUCAUCUUGGUAAUCGUCGUGAGGUCUCUACUAGCUGUUAGCAGGCCUCUGCGCCUCGGACUCAGCACUUCAAUCCGUCAUCCACAACGGUCUGCAUUGCUGAUAUCACGCAAGAAGAGCACCAUGUCAGACACUGGCAGCUCGUCCAUCACGGUGCCCGAAGGGUUCACGCUACACACGGAAAACACCUCCCACAUCCUGAUUUCAUCGAAGGAGGAGGCAUUUUUGAAUCCAGUUCAGGAAUUCAAUCGGGAUCUCAGCGUCGCGUGCAUCAGAGUAUGGAGCGAAGAAUCAAAUAGGGAGAAGGAAGCAAAGUGGAAGCAGGCUCAGGAGAGACGAGCAAAAAGAGAGGCGGAAGGAGAGCCGAGGAUGGGACAGCGGAAAGAUCAGAAGAAGGCAAAAACGGACUCUAUUGAGCCGAGCAAUGGUCCAGAGGAUGUUUCACCAGGAGAUGUUCCUAUUAUUGGAAGCACAUCUGAAGGUAACAAACGAGAAGUCACAUACCGGUCCCAUAAGUUCGUGCUGCUGGAGGCAUUGUCGGCAACUGGUUUGCGGUCUAUUCGCUAUGCAAAAGAGAUUCCCCUUGUGAGAUUCGUCAUUGCGAAUGACCUGUCUGCAUCUGCCACUGCUGCCAUGAAGAGAAAUGUAGAACUCAAUGGUCUCGGACCUUCCGAUCCACCUGAGAGCUCGUCAUCUGCAUCCGUAGUAUCGGAACACCAGCCACUCCCUGAUCGCGGAAAGGUGAGAAUUAACGAGGGUGAUGCAUGUGCACUCAUGUACAACCAUCGCACAGAGAAGACGCGUGUCGAUGUUGUGGACCUCGAUCCAUAUGGCACUGCUGCGCCUUUCAUUGAUGCAGCUGUUCAAUGCGUUAACGACGGAGGACUCCUGUGCGUCACAUGCACAGACUUGUCAGUUUUAGCGACGACAAAUUAUUCUGAAAAAUGUUUCUCAAAUUACGGUGGUAUUCCUGUCAAAGCGGAAUACUGCCAUGAGGCAGCUCUAAGACUCGUGUUAAACACAAUGUCAACUUCCGCGGGCCGGUACGGAAGAUACAUUGAACCCCUUCUGUGCCUUUCCAUCGAUUUUUACGUCCGCCUCUUCGUCCGCAUUCAUUCUGCGCCUAUAGAAGUCAAAAAGGCUGCUAGGCAAGUUGCCAAAACAGCGAUGUAUUACAUAUGUCAGGGUUGCCAGUCAUUCUACGAGCAGCCGUUGGGCCGGAUAGUCGAAAAGGCCCAUGAACGAUCCGGUAACGUAAACCUCCUGUUCAAGACUCAAUCAGGCCCCCCUGUCCCACAAAAAUGCACCGAGUGUGGUUCGGCGCUGCAUGUCGCAGGCCCGAUGUGGUCCGGUUCGUUACACAAUAAUGGGUUCAUUUCAAAAGUGCUUGAGCACCUGGAGGGAAAUCAAGAUAAAUAUGGUACCGCAGUCCGCAUGAAAGGCAUGCUGACAGUGGCCAAUGAGGAGUUGCACGUCCCGUUCUACUUUACCCCAUCCCGAAUAGCUGGCUUGUUUCAUUCGGUUUGUCCCCCUUUGGAUGACGUGGCAUCCGCUCUGCUGAAUGCCGGACAUCAUGUAUCACGUUCACAUGCUUUAGCUGGCUCUCUGAAGACCGGCGCAACACGUCAAGAUGUGCAUGAUGUCUUCAGGUCCUGGGUGAAGAAACACCCCGUGAGAAUGGACAAGGUAUCUGAGACCUCUCUCGCAAGGCAAUUACUCGCAAAGGAAGCAAGGCAAGCGCUGGCCAAUUUCACCAGACACGCUCGAUCAGUAACGCAAGCAUCAAAAGUAAAGCUCGUCCGCUAUCAGCAGAACCCAGCGCCCAACUGGGGGCCCGGUACGAAAGCAGACUCCGGAACGAAACGCAAACGCGAUGAGAGAGAUGAAUAG
Molecule: messenger RNA, 1919 nt
Organism: Suillus clintonianus
Lineage: Eukaryota; Fungi; Basidiomycota; Agaricomycetes; Boletales; Suillaceae
Product: tRNA methyltransferase
Exons: 13
Coding region: 153-1919 (588 amino acids)
Biological process (GO): tRNA N2-guanine methylation
Cellular component (GO): nucleus
Molecular function (GO): RNA binding
Source: RefSeq, a predicted model, not a curated record